Molecule: messenger RNA, 153 nt
Organism: Penicilliopsis zonata CBS 506.65
Lineage: Eukaryota; Fungi; Ascomycota; Eurotiomycetes; Eurotiales; Aspergillaceae
Exons: 2
Coding region: 1-153 (50 amino acids)
Source: RefSeq, a predicted model, not a curated record
AUGGCCAACCAAGCUGUCUGGAUCAAAGGGAAGCACGCCUGCCUUGAGGUUGAUGAAGCCGAGAUGCCAACACCCGGCGACGGCGAGGCCUUGGUGAGGGUUGAUGUGGUUGCUUUGAGCCCCCUUGAAUCGAAGCUGCAAAAAGUUGUUUAA